GUGCAGUACGUCUCUCUCUCUGCCCAGUUAACAGCCUGCGAGGAACUUGCACCGGAGAAGCAGUCAGAGAUCCUGGGAGUGAUCAUCGGGGAAUGUCGUUUUCUUUAAACUUUGGAUGACCUCAAUCUUAUUGGGGAAGGGGCGGGGAUGCGAUAGCAAUUUGAGUGCAUUGCCCGCCCACCCCAUUUCAAAUUGGAUGGGGGGUGGUUUGUGUGUGAGGGGGUGCUCUGUGCGUUGUUAAUGUAUGUUUGUGGUGAUGGUCGUCGAUAGUUCACGAUGGCAAGUAUUCACACUUUGCUUUCUGUCUCUCUCUGUCUUGUCGAAGGUGAGCAGCCGCGGGUGGGAGUGAGCGCCGGGAGCCCCGCCGAGAUGUCCGUGUGGCUCACGCGGGCCGUCGCCUUGGCUUCGUUGGUGGGCGGCUGGUGGUGGCGGCUGGAGGCGGUGGCCGGUGGAGCCGCCCCGGAGAGCUACGGCGAGGCGUGCGAGAGCCUGUGCUCCUGCCAGGAGAAGGACGGCGUGUUGGUGCUGGGCUGCGAAGACAGCCGGAUCGUCAGCGUGCUGCAGCUCAGCCCGCCCCGCUGGCCCGUCUACCACCUGUUCCUCAGCGGCAACCUGCUGAGCCGCCUGCAGGCCGACGAGUUCCUCAACUUCAGCGGCGCCGCCGUGCUCCACCUGGGCGGCAACCGGAUCGAGGAGAUCGAGGCAGGCGCCUUCCGCGGCUUGCACGCCACCCGGCGCCUGCACCUCAACAACAACCGGCUGGAGGGCCUGCGGAGGGACGCCUUCGCCGGCCUGGAGCGCCUCGAGUACCUGCAGCUGGACUACAACUACCUCCGGCGGCUGGAGGGCGACACCCUGGACCGGCUGCCCCGCCUGCAGGUGCUCAUCCUCAACGACAACCUGCUGGCCGGCCUGCCCGCUGACCUCUUCCGCCACGUCCCCCUCACCCACCUGGACCUGAGGGGCAACCGGCUCCGGGCGCUGCCUCACGCCGGCCUCCUGGAGCACCUGGGCGGCCUGGCCGAGCUGCAGCUGGAGGACAACCCCUGGGAGUGCGGCUGCCCGCUGCUGGCGCUCAAGGCCUGGCUGGAGAGCAUCGCGUACACGGCGCUGGUCGGCGAGGUGGUCUGCGAGACCCCGUUCCGCCUGCACGGCCGCGACCUGGGCGAGGUCUCCCGCCAGGAGCUGUGCCCGCGCCGCGGCCCGGCCCCCAUCCCCGCCGCCGCCGCCGCUGGGGUGGGCCUGGACUCGGACUGGAGGCCGCCUCCGCCUGCCCUGAGCACCCGGGGGUACUUCCACAGCAGCAGCCCGGUGCCCCCGCCCACGGCCCAGCACCCCGCCCCCGCCACCUCGUCCCCCUCCAGGUCCCAGGCCAAAGGCACCCGCCUGCCCAAAGCGCCCUCGUCCCGGGUUAGGGUGACCACCUCCCGCAGCCCGUCCCUCAGCAAGGCGGAGGGGGACGGCGAGGAGGGCCAGGGCUACCCAUACGGCCCCAUCUUCGCCUACCAGACCAAGCCGCCGGUGCCCCUGGUGUGCCCCCGGCAGUGCAGCUGCCAGCUGCAGAUCUCCGAGCUCGGCCUCAACGUCAACUGCCAGGAGCGGCGGAUCGAGCGGCUCUCCGAGCUGCAGCCCCGGCCCUACAACCCGCGCAAGCUGUACCUGAGCGGCAACCGGCUGGCGGCGGUGCGCCGCGGCGACUUCGACGAGGCGGCCGGCCUCGAGCUGCUGCACCUGGGCCACAACCGGAUCGCGGCGGUGCAGGACGGCGCGUUCGCCAACCUGACCCAGCUGCGGCGCCUCUACCUGAACGGCAACUGCCUGGAGGCGCUGGGCGCGGGCUCCUUCCGCGGGCUGCGCAGCCUGCGCUACCUCUACCUGGAGUACAACGCGCUGCGGCGGCUCGGGCCCGGCACCCUGUCGCCGGCGCCCGGCCUGCAGCUGCUCUUCCUGCACCACAACCUGCUGAGGGCCCUGCCGCCCCGCCUGUUCGCCGGGCUCAACCUGACCCGGCUCAGCCUGCGGGGCAACCGCUUCGCCUCGCUGCCGGUGGCCGGCCUGCUGGAGCAGCUGGCCUCCCUGAUCCAGAUCGAGCUGGACGAGAACCCCUGGGAGUGCGGCUGCCCGCUGCUGGGCAUGAAGCGCUGGCUGGAGCGCCUGGGCCCCGGCGCCCUGGUGCGCCGCCUGGCCUGCCACUCCCCCAAGCACCUGGCCGGCCACGACCUGGCCUCGCUGCGCGCCGACCUCAUCUGCCCGGACCACUCGGACGAGGUGGCGCUCUCGACGCCGUCGCUGCCGCGGCCCGCCCCGCCGGGGGCGGCCGCUCGGCCCCUCGCCACGGCCGGCGCGGCCACCCCGUUCCCGGCGGACGCGGGCUCGGUGGUGCCCCUGUCGGUGCUGAUCCUCAGCCUGCUGCUGGUCUUCCUGGCGUCGGUGUUCGUGGCGGCCGGCCUCUUCGUGGUGGUGAUGAAGCGGCGCAAGCGGGCGCAGAGCGAGCGCGCCAGCACCAACAACUCGGACGUGAGCUCCUUCAACCUGCAGUACAGCGUCUACAGCCACGGCCCGGCGCCCAAAGCCAAGAGCCCCGCCGGGCACGUCUACGAGUACAUACCCCACCCUCUGGGCCACAUGUGCAAGAACCCCAUCUACAGGUCCCGCGAGGGCAACUCGGUGGACGAUUACAGGGACCUACACGAGCUCAAGGUCACCUACCGAAACCCGGUGGAGGACGAGCGAGAGAACCAGUUGAGGAGCCCCUCGUACAGCAUCAGCACCAUCGAGCCCCACGAGCAGGUCUCCCCAGUUCAAGACGUGGACCAUUUCUACCGUGGCAUCUUAGAGCCGGGCAAACAGUCACCCACUGGCAACAGUGUUGAAUAUAAAUUUAGUAGCCCACCAAACUAUAAUUACUCACCGAACUAUGAAGUUAGACGCCAGUAUUUGCAUCCGGAGAGGAUGAGGGAGACGGUGCUCUACGGGGCACCCGGUAAUGUAUAUGCCGAGCAAAUUAGAAAUGAUUACCUGGAACUGAAAGCAAAGCUUCACAUCGAGCCGGACUACCUCGAAGUUCUCGAAAAACAGACAACGUGCAGUCAGUUCUAAGCCACAGAGUUGUUUAUAUACAGUAUUUAUUUCUAAUUAUCUGAAAUUCGGUUUUAUUUUUUAUUGUUUCCUUUUCAUUUCACAUACUUGUUUGAGGAGAAAGUGUCUGGCCACCAGAUAAUCACCUUGAAAGAUUUCAGCCAGGGGUGUGCACCUCAACUCACGGCACCACUGAAACACUGGAGUUUGCUAGGAUCAGAGGACCCUAAACUGAAGAUUUUCCUCGUGAUAUACUGACAAUAGGCAUAAGUAAACGUAUUGGAUUUCAUUGCCCCAGACGGGAACCUUACAGUCUUUCUUACAUUAACUUGCCCAUCUGGAAGCAGUUUUUUAAAAAAAUAAUAACUUAACUAAAUUAGCAUCACAUUGUCUUAGUAAAUUGCAGUUUCUUCAUGUGUACAACAAGCCAGGUAUUUUAGUUACAAAGUAGACCGAUACCAUACUUUAUAGUCACAUACACAAAAAAAUCACCUGGUAGUUACCUCUCCAACCAAAAUAUUUUGCUUAUUCCUAGAUGACAUCAGAAAUAUCGCAUGUUGUACAAAAAUGCACCAGUUCAUUUUUGCAGUUUUGCAACAUGACUCAACAUACCUGAUGCAGUGGAUCAAAGUGUGUCAUAGGUGAUGUCAGUGCACAAUUUGGAUUUGGUUCUAGCUUCAGCUGUCUUUAUAAUUAGUCAAAAUGGUCCUUCAUUGAACUUCACGAGGCUAGCACAUCCCUAAUUUUAGUAUGAAGCUCUUAUUCUUAAAGUGGAUGUCUUUGUAUGCAUUCUGCACUUUUAAAUUAGAAAGAAACCUGAGGUCUUUAAUAUUCAUCUCAGAAUUGCACAAUUGAGUGUGUGCAGUGGGGCCACGCAGGGCUAUCUGUUGGAUUGUACAAAUCUGUAUGUAAUGUCUGUACCCUUGUAAAAAAAACUGAACGGGGUAGUUAUAUUACACCACCGGGUGUUAAAACUGGCUAUUUGUGUGAUUUUUUUAAAUACCAUAUAUAAUUUAACAAAAAAUAAAUUAUAACAGGCAGUUGAACUUCAAAACAAUGGCAGAUUGCUUUGCAUUGGCUACACAUUAAAGCCAAAUAAAGAGAGAUGACAGUGCAGUGAGAAUCUCUUGUCAGGAAGCAGCAUUUUAAUUGGAUUUACUGUUGUCAUUUUAAAUAUUUGUUGACAUGGAAUUGUAUUUAUUUGUCAAACUGGAUUUCCAAUAUGAGCCAGCAGCAAGCUUAGUAAUCUUAAGUUAAGGGUUAAUGUGAUCUGUCGAUGAAGGAAUUCUAAUUAAAGAAGCAUCCAGAGGUAGACCUGGAAAUUUGACUCUACAGACUGCAUUAGCAUCCCCAGUAGAGGUCUCCACAACAAUCAUCAGCAGUAUUUUAGAUCCAAACCCUUAAAUUGUUAAAUAUGGUAUUUGUACCCCAUCCUCUAAUGCUAUGAUUAACAUAUAUACACGAGAAGGUCAAUAUUAAAUGAGUAAUUUUUUUCACAUUAAUUGGUUCCUAAAUAAAGUCAUUUUUUCACAUGUCAAGGGAUUUAAAAGUGUUCAAAUGGCUAGGCCUU
This is a messenger RNA of Hemiscyllium ocellatum (epaulette shark), 4648 nucleotides long. RefSeq names its product SLIT and NTRK-like protein 5 (gene slitrk5). The record is from RefSeq and is a predicted model, not a curated record. The transcript has a single exon. Bases 277 to 3099 code for a protein of 940 amino acids. Gene Ontology annotation, cellular component: membrane. NCBI's taxonomy places the organism in Eukaryota, Metazoa, Chordata, Chondrichthyes, Orectolobiformes, Hemiscylliidae. Gene Ontology annotation, biological process: positive regulation of synapse assembly; regulation of presynapse assembly; axonogenesis. Gene Ontology annotation, molecular function: protein binding.